AAAUAAAAAUAAGACAAGAACUGUGUCAGAGUUAAACUGUGUCAGAACAAAUUCAUCUUGAUAAUGUCAGAUAACUUUGAAAGAAAGGUAUGGAACAAAACAUGGUCAGGUGAAAGUGUCAAGUCAAAAUUUCGGUCCCAAAUUUUAAUCAGUUUUACUGGUAGUCCACUGUAUGAAGAAUUUUUGGGUACAAUAUGUCACAGUUUAUUUUGUUUUGUGUUCCUCGUUUUAAAUGAACUAUAAAAUGAACUAGUAAAAAACAAAAUAAAAAAAUCUGAAUAAUUCUUGGCUGAACUGUACAAUGUUACCAAUACAGCUGUGACAGAAAAGGAAUAUUUAAUAAACGAACACAUAAAAAAUAAGAUGCCAAUAGCUACACUGUUUAAUAAAACUACUGCAGUCUUCCAAGGCUAAACUUUUAUGGAUAUUAACACUCAUUCCACAUGUCAACAAGUUAGUCUAGUGUUACCGAUAAAUCCUGGACAUCCGUUAAUUAUGUAACGCGUUUCAAGGUUCCGAUUGGUCUCGCGCGGUUUUAUGAUUUGCUGCAUGACAUCAGCUGGAUGAGAGGAGAGGCAGCAGCGGUUCCUCAUCACUAUGACACACAGUCUGAGGAUAUAAAAGCCUGGGCCACUCCUUCUGCACCCGCUGCACGGCUUCAGAUAGCAGCUCACUUCAGGUUGCCGGACAGAGAGUGAGUGAGUGUGUGUGAGUGUCUGAGAGAAUGGCGACGCUGGUUGAUUCUGUAGAGACUCCAGCACCCUUCGGAGGUGUCAGCAGCAUCAGGAGCACGGCAUCACCCACGGCCUCGACAAAUCACUUCGACGAGAGCAAAUAUUACCUGCUGGUGGUCAUUGGAGAGCUGGUCACUGACGAGCAUCUGAAGUGUGCCAUUGCGGACAUUGAGAAAGGAAUUCGAUCAUGGGACACAAACCUGAUUGAUUGUAACCUUGACCAGGAGCUGAAGCUCUUUGUUUCUCGACACUCUGCCAGGUUUUCAGCCGACGUGAGAGGACAAAAGAUUCUGCAUCACAAAAGUAAUGUGUUGGAGACAGUAGUGCUCAUCAACCCUUCAGAUGAAGCUGUUAGCACUGAGGUACGUCUGAUGGUCUCAGACACAGCACACCAUAAGCUGCUUGUCCUGGCAGGACAGUGUUUUGAAAAUACAGGAGAGCUGAUUCUUCAGUCAGGCUCCUUUUCUCUCUCCAAUUUCAUUGACAUUUUUACAGAUCAAGAGAUUGGAGAGCUAUUAAGCACUAUACAUCCAGCCAACAAAGCCAGUUUAACUCUUUUCUGUCCUGAGCAUGGUGACUGGAAAAAUUCGAACCUGGACAAACACAACUUGCAGGACUUCAUCCAUAUGAAGCUAAACUCCCCAACCAUCCUUCCAGAAAUGGAGGGCCUUUCUGAAUUCACAGAGUACCUGUCCGAAUCUGUAGAAAUCCCAUCUCCGUUUGACAUGCUUGAACCCCCAACUUCAGGAGGGUUCCUAAAAUUAUCCAAACCAUGCUGUUAUAUUUUCCCUGGUGGACGGGGUGAUUCAGCACUGUUUGCGGUUAAUGGAUUCAACAUGCUGAUUAAUGGUGGAUCUGACAGAAAGUCUUGUUUUUGGAAGCUGGUACGACAUCUGGACAGAGUGGAUUCUGUUCUCCUCACACACAUUGGAGAUGACAACCUUCCUGGUAUCAAUAGCAUGCUGCAGCGCAAAAUAGCUGAACUUGAGGAGGAGCAGUCACAGGGAUCCACAGCUAACAGUGACUGGACAAAGAAUAUGAUCUCACCUGAUAUUGGAGUUAUGUUUGUCAACAUGCCCCAGAACCUAGAAAACCUUGAGCCCAACUACAAGAUUAGGAGAAAUGCUGAGGAGCUAUCUCUCACGCUGCAGUACCUAAACAAGUUGUCUUUAAAGCCUGAACCUCUGCACAGGAAUAUUGGGAAUACAGUAGAACCAAUUAUACUUUUCCAGAAAAUGGGAGUCGGAAAGCUUGAAAUGUAUGUUCUUAACCCAGCUGAGAACAGCAAGGAGUUGCAGUAUUUUCUGAAAGAAUGGACUGGUAGUGAUAAAGACAAAGCCUCCAUCUUGUUACCAAAUGGAAAAGAAUCAGAGCUCCCAAUCUCAUAUUUGUCUUCCAUCUCAUCACUGAUUGUGUGGCAUCCUGCUAACCCAUCAGAAAAAAUCAUCCGAGUUCUCUUUCCAGGCAAUUCCACUCAGAAUAAUAUUCUCGAAGGUCUAGAGAAACUUAAACACUUAGACUUCCUCAAACAUCCAGUGAUCACACAAAAGGAGCUUAAUUCAGAUUUAGCACCAACACUGAAACAAGCAAAGAUGAAACAUAAGACAGAUAGCAAAGAGAGCCUGAAGUCCACAUCGAAACCAUCCCCAAGCAAAAAUCUCCACAAGGAGUCCAAAGAAGAAUCCCCUGAAAAACUAAAAACCAUGAGUAAGACUGACUCUGCGGAAACUCAAGAGCCAGCACAAAAAACAGAGAAGAAAGAAAAAACACUUGUGAAAAAAGUGAAAACAGGAGACAAGGACAUUAAAAGCAAGACUGAGCAAACACCCAAAAUUGACACUCCAGAGAAAAAGAAAGUUGACAUUAAACCAAAAACAAUAAAGAAAGAAACAAAGAAAUCCAUGGAAAAAAUUGAGGCUGAUAAAAAGGCUGAGAAACCCACACCCAAGAAAGAAGAAAAGGUCAAAAAAGAAGAGAAGGUGAAGAAAGAGGAGGUGAAGAAGGAAAUUAAAAGACGAGACAUUAAGAAAGACUCCCUAUUAAAGGAGAGCAGAAAGGAUGAAAAGAAAGAAACUCAGAAAGAUGAAAAAGAACCCAAGAAAGAUUUGAGGAAAGCUGGCAGCUUAAAAAAGAACGCCCCUAGCACACCUGAGGUGAAAAAACCUGCACCUAAACCUAAGGUUGCAGCACGAGGCAAAGGCCCUGGUAGUCCUGCAAAAUCCAAAGAGAAGGCUAAGCCCAAGGCCACCAAAAAAGAUGCUGGCGAAUCAGUGGAAGCACCUUCCAUCUCAAGUGUUACUGCUGAGGAACCUGCUGUUGAAGCCAGUGUAACAGAUGUUCUUGAGGCAGAGAGGUCACUCAUGUCUUCUCCAGAAGACCUCACUAAGGACUUUGAUGCUCUGAAAGCAGAGGAGAUUGUUGAAGAUGACGAAAUCCUACCACAGACCAAAAUAGACGAUACUGAUCAAAGAGAGAUGAUUAAGCAUGAAGAAAUAAUUCCUUGCAAAGAGUCUCCAGAAGCAGCAGAGUCCUUGGAUGAAGGAAUAGCAACCACAGAAGCUGAGGAAGAAUGUGGUGGUACUCCAGGGGAUCUAGAACCCAAUCAAAAAAGCAAUGGUGCCAGUGAAAAAUUUGAAGAUGAAGGAACAGGUUUGGAAGAGUCAUCCGAGAUAGGGGACUAUGAAGAAAAGGGAGAUACAGAGGAAGUGGAUGAGCAAGACAGGGCAAUAUCGAAGUUAAAAGAUGAUGGAGAGCAAGAAGAGCAGGAAACCAAGGAAGGAUCAGAUUAUGGUGCAGAAGAACCACAAUAUAGAGAUGACAAAGAAACCGAGAUGCAGAGUGUUGAUGUAACCACACCACCAAAGAUCUCUGCACCGGUAUCUCCUGCUGCUUCUAUUCAUGAUGAAACCCUACCAGCAGGUUUAGAAAGUGAGGUCGCCUCUGAUGACGAAAAUCGAGAUGAACCUCAAGAAGAAUACACAACGUCUGGACACACUCAGUCUACAAUUGAGAUCUCAAGUGUUCCAACACCUAUGGAUGAAAUGUCUACUCCAAGAGAUGUAAUGAGUGAUGAGACAACUAAUGAUGAAAGUGAUUCUCCCUCCCAAGACUUUGUCAGGUACGGUAUGACUACAGACUAUGAGAAGAAGAGCCUUUCCCCUCUAAAAGACGUUCCUGAGUUAGAUCAUUCCAAGAGUGAUGCCACUGAGGGACAUGACUAUCAUGCAUCAGCUUCCACCAUUUCACCACCAUCUUCACUGGAGGAAGACAAAUCUGCCAAGGAGUUUUUUGUUAAAGACGCAUUCUCUUUUGAUUCAAACAGGCUCAGUGCUACCACUACAACUUUGCCUCUUGUCAGGUCACCUUCUGGUGACAAAAAUGUGAAUGUUGACCAUUUUCAUGCAGGUGUCUCUUCCCCAAUUGAACUGGGAACCACUUUAGCUGGGAUUUCAAAAGGAACGGAAUCAUGCAGUCCAGAUGAGAAAACCUUAGAGGGACCUUUAUCUCCUCAGUCUUCAGGUCAUACACCUUACUACCAAUCCCCAGUAGAGGAAAAAGCUGGCUCUCUACCAUUGGACAAAUCACCUGAGCCUGAGGGUCCUAUUAUCGUUGACAUCACUAGUGACAAGGAAUACUCUCCCAGAGAGGCUAGUCCUAUUGAUGAAGCAGUGCCUGUGUCACAAAUGGAUAAGAAGGAAUCACCAAGUUAUGAAUUUGACCACAAGACCCCAAGCCAGAUUGAUGAUAAUGAUAAAAAGUUACCAACUGAUGACAGUUCUUCAGCUACAUCUGCUACAUCUUUGCCACCGGCUAAAGUAGAGAGCCUUUCUGAUACAAAUCCUUUCACAACAUUUAAAGAGGACAGCAAAAUGUCCAUAUCCGAGGGGACCACAUCUGAUAAGUCUGGCACUCCAGUUGAUGAGGUUGUUGCAGAGGACACAUUUUCUCACAUUGCCUCUGCCUCAACAGCAUCGCUUGCAACAAGUUCUUUACCAGAACCUACAACAGAUGAUGUCUCCCCAUCACUUCAUGCUGAAGUUGGCUCCCCUCAUUCCACAGAAGUGGAUGACUCUCUCUCUGUCUCUGUUGUUCAGACUCCAACCACAAUGCAAGAAGCAGAAGUUUCCCCAUCUAAGGAGGACAGUCCCCGGCCUAUGUCAAUCUCCCCUGACGUUUCCCCAAAAACUGCAAAACUGAGAAUGCCACAACAGGAAACAAGAUCCCCUGAGCAGUCUUUGUCAGCUGAGUGUGGACAAGAAUCCCCGGAACACUCAUUUGCAUUGGAUUUCAGCAAGCAGUCACCAGAUCAUCCAUCUGUAGGAGGAAUACAACGUACAGCCACUGAAAAUGGUCCAACAGAAGUUGAUUACAGCCCCUUGGAUGGAACCAGUCUUGUGGGAGAACAGCGCAGACCUGGGGAAGAUGGGGACAAGGCAAUGCUUUUCAAAGAACCUGAUAGUACCCAGGUUGCCUCUGUUUCCCCAUCAGAUGCCUCUCAGUCCACCCCAUCAGUUACAACACCCUCCCAAAUUGGGGAGCCAAGAGAAGUUUCUCCAAAUGUAGGACAAUUCCCAGAGUCUGUUACUCCAAAACAGUCACCCCGCGAUCACUCCCCUUUAUCUCCUGAUUCAUCUCCUGUUCUAGGUGGACCAAGCACCUCACAUGAAGAAACAGAUAAGGAUAAACCUAGUCCCAGCUCAUUUUACCAAGAGACUGGUGUGGAUAAAAUAGAGGACAGACAACAUCUGGACAAGACUCCUCCAAAGGCCGCGUCACCCUCAUCUCCAACGGUGUCAUCUUGUUUUUCUCCAAAGACAGAAGAGCUUAAACUUGGUUUAGGGACAAAUCCCUUCACAGACUCAAAAUCCCCCACCAGUCCCAAAAUACCAUCUCCAGCUCAACAUUCUCUUACUUCCUCUCCGACAGAUACUAAAGAGAAGAUUUCCAGCAGCUCCACGUCAUAUUCCUACAGCUGUCAAUAUGGAGAAUCUACCAGCAUUUGUGAUGGUGGAUCCAUAGGACCAGAUACCUCAAAAACAAGCCCUUCUUGGUCACGAGCAGAUGUGGACUUGUGUUUGGUGACCUCCUGUGAAUACAGACAUCCAAAGACAGAGCUUUCUCCAUCUUUCAUAAACCCCAGUCCUCUUGAGUACUUCAUGAAUGAGGAACAGCCUCUGGAGGAGGAAAAGCCCCUUGCUAAGUCUGGAGGAGGUCCGCCGCCACCUGGAGGGAAACAGCAGAGCAAGCAGUGCGAGGAAACUCCUCCAACUUCUGUAAGUGAAUCAGCGCCUUCUCAAACAGACUCAGAUGUUCCUCCUGGCACAGAGGAGUGCCCAUCAAUAACUGCAGAAGCAAAUAUUGACUCUGAGGAUGACUCCGAAACACUACCAACAGAUAGGACUAUCACUUACCGUCAUGCAGACCCACCUCCAGUCACGCCCAGAGACCCCGCUCCUGCCCCUCCACAUCCUGACGCCUGCAUGGUGGAUCCUGAGGUCCUUAAGGCUGAAGAGGCAUCCCAAAAAGAUGAAAAGGGGAAGCCAAAAAAGAACAUCAGCAGCAAGACUAAGUCCUCUGCAACAAAGAGCUUGUCAAAAACAAGCGCCAUCAAAGAGUCGAAAGUGUCCUCUCCAAAAAAGACUACAGAAGAUAAAGAUGCCAAAAAUGCUACCAAUACCUCUGCAUCAAGGGGAGUGAAAAGCAGCACUUCAGGAAGCACUAAGUCCGGCAGUGGAACAGCAGCACCUAACUGUCCUCCAAUGUAUAUGGACCUAGUUUACAUACCAAAUCACUGCAAUGCCAAGAAUGUCGAUGCUGAGUUUUUUAAACGGAUCCGAGCCUCCUACUAUGUAGUUAGUGGUAAUGAUCCAACAGCACAGGAGCCCAGUAAGGCAGUUCUGGAUGCUCUGUUGGAAGGAAAGAGCCAAUGGGGAAAUAAUAUGCAGGUCACACUGAUUCCAACCCAUGACACAGAAGUUAUGAGGGAGUGGUACCAGGAAACCCAUGAGAAGCAGCAAGACUUGAACAUCAUGGUUUUGGCGAGCAGCAGCACUGUGGUCAUGCAAGAUGAGUCUUUCCCUGCAUGUAAGAUUGAGCUGUGAUUGUCAUGAUCCAGAUGUGGCAGAGGUUGGAUGUUCAACAGCAAACACAUGAAAAACUUAGUACACACAUUCACAAAAGCAAAUAUUUUGGCUCACAUUCCAUACACCCAAUAGAGGAACCAGUAAAAUGUUUCUCAGUAGAAUUAUCUAGUACUUUUUGAGGUCUUAGUUUGUAAAAAUGCUUGGUUAGAUAUUGUUGACCACAUAAAGAACAGUUUUAGUGUGAAUUAGACCUCUUUAAACACAUAAACAACCAGCAGAAGCUAAACUAAACUGACUAAAUACAUACAGUAGUCAGUGGAUGAACACUGUACUGAGCAGCUCCAAUAAAAUUGACAACAAAAUACAAAUUUACUUAUGUACACAUAAACACAUGAUAAAUGGAUCACAGAAAAAGAACUCCGUAAAUGGUAAUGUUUACACCAAAGGUUGAGGGAUUGUUUUAAUGCCUUAGAAAGUUAAACUGAAUGUACAACAAACACAAUGCACUUAAUAUGAGGACAAUUAAGUGGUAUGUAUGAUCCACAGUUACAUAAUUAUAUCAUAGGAUGCAAAAGCUACAUUAAACAUCAUAUUCCAGCCGCGCACUUUUAUGCCAGUUGCAUAAAAUAUGAAUGUGACGCUUGCUACCUUUGCGAUUAAAUGCAAAAUAGAACAAAGAUCUAACCAAUUUAAAAGAUGCCUGAGAAACGUAAAAUACCUUAAGUUGUACGUAAAAAAAAAUACUGUUAUAGUACAAAAAUACAUCUCAUACCUCUUCUUCCUGAACAAGCAAAGAAUUCAAUUAAUUAUAUUGUCACCACUGUAUGCAAUUUUAACUACCCAUUAUUAGCUUGAAAUUUCACAAAUUUUACACCAGCCUUUUUUUUUCAAUAGGGAAAAAUAUUAAAUGUUUGAACUCCAAAAAUUGUUACUCAUCAAUUCAUACUAAUUAUUUGCACAGUUAUUUAUGUUAAUAUUUUUAUCUGAGCAAUACAGUUGUUAUAUUUAUUUGCUUUAUUUAAUGCUUAAAUUAUUUAUAACUUUUUGGGCAUUCCUAUGAAGUUAAUCAUGAAAGUUCAUCAAAUCAUCUCUAAAAUGCAAAACUCAAAGUUGUGUCAAAGUUCAAUAUUUUCGUUUUGCUUCUCUUACUCCAAACGGGGUUGAUUAUCCUUUUAACUGAACAUUUCUCCCAAUGUUGAGAGCUCUUCUGUAUGCACUGUUCAUCCAAAUCUUCUCCAUCUAAGAUAUUUAUUUUCUUAGCUUGUCAAUGUUGCCAAGAGGAGCCUUUAAGAUUGUGGUACAUUGAAAGUUGAGAAGCUAAAAACUUUCCUUUCCUUAGGAAUCUUUUAUAAAAUUGCACUGUACUAUAAUUAUAAAUAGCUUAGUGACGGAGUGAGUGGUCGGAUGAUAUGUGCAUGUGUAAUGUAUUAUCCUUGACAUUUCUCUGUGCUUUCUUUCACUAAGAGGGGAAACUCACUCUUUACUGCCAACAAAUCACUGCAAGGAUGUGACGAAUAAUUCAUGAUUGGAAAAAUCAUGAACUUGGAUCAGGUUUACUGUAUCUCAAUGUCACUUUUUAUCACUAACCAUACAGUCAUGAAAAUUUUACCAUCUCACUGAAGGUUGUCAAAGAGAUUUGAAUUCUGAUCAUUAAUUCCUAUAAUGCUAACACAGUAUACGGAUUUUACAGUUUACCACUAUCUACAUGACAAUACAGGAUUAUGCCACAGGUUGUUAAAAUAUUUCAAAGCCAUGUCUGCUUGAAAUAUUUUAAUUACAAUAUUUACAACUAACAACACAUCAACUGGGGGACUUGGUGCAGUUGUGCCAAUCCUUUUCAACAGCUCAGUAUAACAGUAAACUUGAUACGACAUUUAAAAACUGGACACUUCUUAAUUCCAUACUAACAGCAGCAAUGGUUAACAUACUCUUCUAGCAACAUGCUUCAGCAAAGUGCACAGUUGUUUAUCCGCAAUAUGUCUACAAUUCUAAAUAGAACACCCACAUCCAGUCUAUCACUCCCCUCUUUCCUCUGAACCCCUGUAAACACUUCACUUUCUCGCAAAACUUCACAAUCCCUCUGGUUCGCCUCGCUCACCUUCGGGUGCUAGUAAGAAUAUGUCUGCAGUUGUGUAUGAAAUAUAUAUCUUGUGAACUUGCAUCUUUCCUCUUUUCAUUCCUAAUCCCAUAUCUAGAGGAUAGUCUCAAGUGAAAGUAUUACCUUGUGCUUUUUCUGAUGUUUGUGUGCGAUAACUCUUCCCAAUUAUGGGGUGUUUGAUGUAAAGGGAACUACACUUAAAAGGAAGGUAAAUCAGUCCACAAUAAAUAAUUUUGUGGAAAAUA
This is a messenger RNA of Labeo rohita (rohu), 9160 nucleotides long. RefSeq names its product microtubule-associated protein 1B (gene map1b). Bases 725 to 6835 code for a protein of 2036 amino acids. Lineage: Eukaryota; Metazoa; Chordata; Actinopteri; Cypriniformes; Cyprinidae. The transcript has 7 exons. The record is from RefSeq and is a predicted model, not a curated record. Gene Ontology annotation, biological process: dendrite development; axonogenesis; microtubule cytoskeleton organization. Gene Ontology annotation, cellular component: microtubule associated complex; cytosol; microtubule. Gene Ontology annotation, molecular function: actin binding; microtubule binding.